This is a messenger RNA of Amoebophrya sp. A25, 712 nucleotides long. NCBI's taxonomy places the organism in Eukaryota, Dinophyceae, Syndiniales, Amoebophryaceae. The record is from the annotation of a GenBank genome assembly.
AGGCGAGGCUGCUCGAAAGAAAUGAGCUGGUUGAAGAGAGGUUAGUAUAACUUUCCGUCGAGCUUUUUAGAUCUAGAUUGUUAUAGACUUUCUCUCUAAGUCUAACAUUAUGAUCUUCAUCUAAAUACGAUAAUUUCACAUCACUGAACAUAUCAAUCCAUAUUCGCGACAUUCGCAUUUUGUCUUCAUUAAUGUGAAGCCUUAUUUCAUAUUGAGUACCUACAACUUUUUGCGCGUAGUUUUGUUUUUAGAGAUAGGGUAGUAGAAAUAUUUUGUAUUUUCGUUUUUUAUUCCUACCGUUCACUAGAACUAGGUGAAGAUAUCAUCGAACGACAACUAAGACAUCCUCAAAAUGUACGGUGCUGGCCCUCCUCGCGGGCGUGUCGAUGGAGGUGGAAGGCGGAACAGCCGAUCGCGAUCCAGAAGCCGGGGUAAAUGUUGCUACUCUUGGGUGUUUGUUUCCAGGCAGGACGAACGGUAGAUUGUGUAAUAAAGUUAGCCAUAGUUGUCGCAAUUAUCAUUCUUUUACGUUCACCUUAAUAUAUUAUCCCCCCACCCGCCCUUUCAGGCUAUCAUCAUCAACAGUUGUUUCAACAGAAGUGUCGACGUACAACAUGAAGGGUUUUAUUCUUUUGACGGAACAGUCCGUCAUCUCUCGGAAAAUCUUGUCAUUAUAGGCGGAGGCUACCGCUCACGAUCGCGCGAGCGACGA